AAUCCUUUCGACUCCACAGCGCCAAUCUUGCAUUUCCGCGAGAGCCCAUCAGCACGAUGAUGAUGAUGAUGAUGGGCAGGAAAGGAGAAAAAAGCCUUGUGGGGAUGAAAAACCACCAAAGAGCAAAAAGGAUCUAGCCUGACCGACAGAACGGCAAACGGCUCAGUUACCAGCGGGAAGUCGAAGCGUUCGGUUCAGCAGUCCGGUAAAAGGAUCCUAACGCAGCAGAUCCCUACAGCAGUAGCCCAGAAGUGAAUUCUAGGUGGGCUUCAACAAAAACCACUGAUCGGAAGCUUCAGUGCUCCAGAUUUCGAAAUCGCCCAUCUAGAGCACCCAAUAUGGACAGCAAAGAGUUCCGACGCCGCGGUACCGAGAUGGUCGAGUACAUCUGCAACUAUCUGGAAACGCUCGAGCAGCGGCGUGUUACACCGUGCGUGGAGCCGGGCUACCUCCGGCACCAGCUGCCGGACGAAGCGCCGGAAGAACCGGAACCGUGGGAAAAGAUCAUGCAGGAUGUGGAGGAUAAGAUUAUGCCGGGCGUUACGCACUGGCAGCAUCCGCGCUUUCAUGCGUACUUUCCGUCCGGGAACUCGUUCCCCUCGAUACUGGGCGACAUGCUGAGCGAUGGGAUCGGUUGCAUCGGGUUUUCCUGGGCGGCCAGCCCGGCCUGUACCGAGCUGGAGACGAUCGUGCUUGAUUGGUUGGGCAAAGCGAUUGGACUUCCGGACUCAUUCCUUGCCCUUAAGCCAGGCAGUCGUGGCGGUGGCGUUAUACAGACGUCCGCGUCCGAGUGCGUGCUGGUUACGAUGCUGGCCGCUCGGGCCCAAGCCAUCAAGUAUCUGAAGCAGCAGCACCCGUUCGUCGAGGAAGGCCACCUGUUGUCCAAGCUGAUGGCGUACUGCUCGAAGGAAGCGCACAGCUGCGUGGAGAAAGCGGCCAUGAUUAGCUUCGUGAAGUUGCGCAUCCUAGAACCGGAUGAAAAGUGUUGCCUGCGUGCGGACACACUGAUAAAGGCAAUGGAGGAAGACGAACAGCAAGGCUUGAUACCGUUCUUCGUGUCGACCACGCUCGGAACAACGGGUUCGUGCGCAUUCGACGAUCUGGGCGAGAUCGGCGAGGCACUGCAACGGUUCCCAAGCGUUUGGCUGCACGUCGAUGCCGCCUACGCCGGCAACGCGUUCAUCUGCCCGGAGCUCAAGUACCUGCUGAAGGGCAUCCAGUACGCGGAUUCGUUCAACACCAACCCGAACAAGUGGCUGCUGACGAACUUCGACUGUUCGACGCUCUGGGUGCGCGAUCGCAUCCGCCUGACGUCGGCGCUGGUCGUCGAUCCGCUUUAUCUGCAGCACGGCUAUACCGAUUCCGCGAUCGAUUACCGGCACUGGGGCGUACCGCUGAGUCGCCGGUUUCGCUCGCUCAAGCUGUGGUUUGUUCUGCGCAGCUACGGUAUAUCCGGAUUGCAGGCGUACAUCCGCCAUCACAUCGAUCUGGCGAAACGAUUCGAGGCGCUCGUGCUGAAGGACAGUCGGUUCGAGGUGUGUAACGACGUAAGGCUGGGGCUGGUGUGCUUCCGGCUGAAGGGAACGGAUCGGAUCAAUGAGAAGCUGCUCAGCAGCAUCAACGCGUCCGGCAAGCUGCACAUGGUACCGGCUUCGGUCAACGAUACGUACGUCAUACGGUUCUGUGCCGUUGCGCAAAAUGCCAAAGUUGAGGAUAUUGAUUAUGCAUGGGACGUCAUUACGGACUUUGCCUCGGAAAUACUGGAAAAGGAACAGGCGGACGAGGUCAGCGAGAUCGUCGAUCGGCGCAAGACACACACGCUCGCCCAAAAGCGUUCGUUCUUCGUACGCAUGGUGAGCGAUCCGAAGAUCUACAACCCGGCCAUCAACAAGGCCCAAACGCCGCAUCGUAUGUCCACCGAGUUAACCUCACCCGGGCAUGAUGGCACUGUGGUCACCGUACAGUCACCCAAGACUCCCGGCUCGGCCACCUGGAUUAGUUGGCCAUUGGCAUUCCUGUUCGCAUCCGCCGAUGAUGGAACGAAAAAUGAUGUCACACUCAGAUUCCGCCACCUUGACACCAUGAUGCGACUAUCGGCGUCGCGCCGUAACUCCGCCACCGGCGGUUCAUCUCCAUCGCCCGAGGGAGAGAACGGCAUUACCCUGCUGAAGUCGCCCAAAAAAUCCCCAAUCCUAAUGCGAAAGCGUGGCUCAUCGCCGAAUCCACCAGCGGCAGGUACGAACAACGGUUCGGCGGCUAAGUAAACCCGUCGCACUCCACACCGUUAAAUGGGAAAAGGAAUGAUGAACACUAGCUUUCUCUUGACUCUUGAAAACCAAUGUGAGACAUACCUUUAAAACAGCUGGAGCAGUACUCGCUAUGAUGCAGCUAUUUUAACACUUAAACCAUCAAACACUAAUCUACACACCCUGACCCUGAUACGUCCUGUUGAAAGAUAGUUAAAGAACAUGCGAACCAAAUCCAUUCCAGAUCUACGCACACCGAUUCUACCGAAGAACUCUCUCAAAUGUAAGCCCGGGUAGCUGAUCUUGUCCGCUAGACAUAGACAAAUGUUGAACUUAACUUUGCUGUAUUUAUUCCCAACCGCACAAAUAAACACAAAUGAUCGAAUCGCAAAAUCUGCUCCAAAAUGACGACAAUUAGAUGUAGCACGACACGUGUACCGAAAUCUCCGCUCACCCGGGCACACUAAGUGGUCGCUCUUAG
Anopheles stephensi (Asian malaria mosquito) is the source of this 2727-nucleotide messenger RNA. RefSeq names its product aromatic-L-amino-acid decarboxylase (gene Tdc2). The transcript is spliced from 8 exons. NCBI's taxonomy places the organism in Eukaryota, Metazoa, Arthropoda, Insecta, Diptera, Culicidae. Gene Ontology annotation, biological process: amino acid metabolic process. The record is from RefSeq and is a predicted model, not a curated record. The coding region runs from base 339 to 2264 and encodes 641 amino acids. Gene Ontology annotation, molecular function: pyridoxal phosphate binding; carboxy-lyase activity.